Molecule: messenger RNA, 2339 nt
Organism: Juglans regia (Persian walnut)
Lineage: Eukaryota; Viridiplantae; Streptophyta; Magnoliopsida; Fagales; Juglandaceae
Product: protein ACTIVITY OF BC1 COMPLEX KINASE 1, chloroplastic
Exons: 14
Coding region: 142-2181 (679 amino acids)
Biological process (GO): protein phosphorylation
Molecular function (GO): ATP binding; protein kinase activity
Source: RefSeq, a predicted model, not a curated record
ACGAGUAACGUGUAUAUUCUUCUUUCAGCUAAACUGCUUUUCGAAGCUGCUGCUCUCUCUUGGCCACUCCCUUCCAGCGCCAAUCUCUCUCUCUCUCUCUAGGGUUUCAGUUUAUGUUCAAGUUUCAGAGCUUUCAAACCAAUGGACUUCAUGUGUACAAAUUAUGCAAACACGGUUCCUUGCUCUACUAAUCACAAAUAUGCGCCAUCACAAACGCCAAUUUCUUUCCGUGCCACGGUACUCAAAAGGAACAAGAAAUCAUCGCCGAUACGAGUCUCGAAUUUCGCGGCGGCGUCGGGAGCCGAGAGUUCUGUCAAUGGGGCCAUAGCGAGGAGGAGUCUAUCGGCUAGAAGCGAGACCGAGAGCAGGGCUUUGCAAUCGGGCAAGUCCAGUAGUGCCAUGGAGCAGCUCGACAUUGAGCGCGGCGUUUGCAUACCAUUUCGCAAGUACUCUCCCGAGACAGUGAGAAAUAAGGUAUUGGAAUCAAGAGGGGCAAUUCUGUCACUAAUUUUGCGAGGCGUGGAGAUAGUUUGGAAUUUGGGAUUUUACUGGUCUUCCUUGAUGUAUGAUUUUUUGGUUGGAAGAGAUGAAGAAGUUGUUCCUUUUCGUGCUCGGCAGCUUAGGAAUCUCCUGUGUGAUUUGGGACCUUCUUUUAUCAAAGCUGGCCAGGUUCUUGCAAAUAGACCUGAUAUCAUCAGAGAAGAUUAUAUGAAUGAGCUUUGCAUUCUUCAAGAUGAUGUUCCUCCCUUCCCCAAUCAGGUUGCUUUCAACAUCAUAGAAGAGGAAUUGGGCCAACCACUUGAAGCUGUUUUCAGUAAAAUUUCAUCACAGACAAUAGCAGCUGCAAGUUUGGGUCAAGUUUAUCGAGCUACCUUACGUGACUCCAAAGAGGAUGUUGCUAUUAAGGUUCAAAGGCCCCAGAUAGAGCCCAUAAUUUAUCGGGAUCUUUUUCUAUUUCGUACUCUUGCUUCAUUUUUGAAUGGGAUCAGUCUACAGAAACUGGGGUGCAAUGCGGAGCUGAUAGUUGAUGAAUUUGGUGAGAAGCUUUUGGAGGAGCUGGAUUACACCUUGGAAGCCCGUAAUAUCGAAGAUUUCAUUGAGAAUUUCAAAAAUGACCCAACUGUCAAAAUUCCUCGGGUUUACAAGCAGCUUUGUGGGCCUCGUGUUCUGGUAAUGGAAUGGAUUGAUGGAAUCCGGUGCACUAAUCCACAGGCUAUCAAGGAAGGUGGCAUUGAUGUAAAUGGAUUUUUAACGGUUGGAGUUAGUGCUGCUUUGCGGCAAUUGCUAGAAUUUGGGUUAUUUCAUGGAGAUCCACAUCCUGGAAAUAUUUUUGCCAUGCGUGAUGGACGUAUUGCUUAUGUGGACUUUGGGAAUGUUGCUGUUCUUAGUCAGCAAAAUAAACAGAUCUUGAUUGAUGCUGUCGUCCAUGCUGUAAAUGAGGACUAUGCUGAGAUGGCAUAUGAUUUCACCAGGCUUGGCUUCCUGGCUCCUGGGACCGAUGUCUCUCCUAUAAUCCCAGCCCUAGAGGCAAUUUGGCAGAACUCUUCUGGAAAAGGACUCUCUGAUUUCAAUUUUCGAAGUGUUACUGGGAAAUUUAAUCAAUUGGUUUACAAUUAUCCCAUCCGGAUCCCAGAGAGAUUUUCUCUUGUUAUCCGUUCUUUAUUGACUCAAGAGGGAAUCUGUUUCACUCUACAGCCAGACUUCAAAUUUCUGGAGGUUGCCUAUCCAUAUGUGGCAAAGCGCCUCCUAACAGAUCCAAAUCCUGCUCUACGUGAACGUCUCAUACAGGUUCUAUUUAAAGAUGGUGUUUUCCAGUGGAAACGGCUUGAAAACCUUAUUGUUCUUGCUAAGGAAAAUGUUGCCAAGAUGAGCAGCAACCCUGCAUUUCAAGUAAAGGACAGGCAAAGUACAAGAAACUGGCAAGUCGAAAGAAAACUAGACCUCACGGAUACCAUCAAAGACGGAGCUCGCCUUUUCUUUGUUGAUGAAGGAAUCCGUAGACAACUUCUUCUUGCUUUGACCGAGGACUCAAAGCUUCACAUCCAGGAGCUUGUGGAUGUUUAUAGGCUGGUUGAAAGCGAUAUAGACAUUCCGUCAGUAGCGGUGGAAGUGGUACGAGACUUUCCAACGGUUGUCCGGGAUCUCAUACUUUCCUGGAGUGAGUCAGUAUUGGCUGGAUAGAUAAUCAAAGCUUUUUUUACUAGAGCUAGAGCUGCUGCAUUACGGAACGGCUUCAUUUGGAAGAGCAUAAUCUCAUGUCAACUUCACCUCACUCAUUUAUUUAGGAUGAGCAUGUUGUUUCAAGUUACAAAGGCCAAUCAAAUGUUGUAAUAUGAAAA